Messenger RNA from Microplitis mediator, 3344 nucleotides. RefSeq names its product glucose-induced degradation protein 4 homolog. Gene Ontology annotation, biological process: protein targeting to vacuole; protein catabolic process in the vacuole; proteasome-mediated ubiquitin-dependent protein catabolic process. The coding region runs from base 796 to 1407 and encodes 203 amino acids. The transcript has 4 exons. NCBI's taxonomy places the organism in Eukaryota, Metazoa, Arthropoda, Insecta, Hymenoptera, Braconidae. Gene Ontology annotation, cellular component: GID complex; extrinsic component of membrane. The record is from RefSeq and is a predicted model, not a curated record.
GCUUCUCUUUUGUGUCUGACAUGCUCGUAUUUUUGUCAUUAAUAUUAACGCAAUAAGAAGAAAUUUUUAAAAUCUUAUGAAGAAAUAUCAGUCGUAAAUUUAAAUAAAUAUAUUUAAAUGUAAUAAUUAAAAUUUACAGUGAAAAUUAAAACGUUUGCAUGAAAAAAAAAAUUUAUCAGCAAGUAUUGGAGUAAUUUCUGGUAAAUCCGCCAUAGUUUUCAUAUAUAUUAUAUAUUUUUCGAGAUUACGACGUACGAAUGUGAACAUCCGGUAUGGAAUAAUUUUUUUACAAACACCAUCAUCACGAGCUUUUGAUCAUCAGUUUGACGUCAAGUCAAAUGUUAAAUAAAUAUAUACACAUAUAUACAAAAUAUUUGUGAGUGAUUUUGAAUUUAAUUUGAAUGUUAAUAAGAUAAAUUCCCAUGGGAUAAAUUCAAAAAUCUCCAUUCUGGUAUAGACUUUUUUCUAGAACGUUACUUGUGUCGAUAAUAAAACUGACAGUUUAUCUGCUCGGUAUAUAUUUUGAAAGUUAUUUGGGAGUGGCAGUAUUUACAAUAUAUAUAUAUAUAUAUAGAUCUGCGUGAAAUUAUUGAAUGACAUUUAAAAUAAUUAAUAAGACGAUAAAUAAAAUAUAAUUAUUUAUAUUCGUCAACAAGAUAAGACAUUAAUCAAGAGGACUGCGGUAUCAAACCCAGACGAGUGACAAACAACCUGCUGACAACUGUCUGGUAUAUUAUUGUGAUGCGGAUUUAUUUACUGACAAGAGUCUAGAGUAAUUAACUCGAGACGGAGAGGAUGCCGGUUAAAGUUGACGUCGUUCCGCCGCCACCAGCAAAUUCAAAACAACCAGGAGUCACUAAGUCUCUCCUGUACAAUGGCUCCAGGUUCCAAGGCUCGCAGAAGUCCAAAGGCAACAGCUACGAUGUUGAAGUAGUUUUGCAGCAUGUUGAUGAAGAAAACAGCUACUUGUGUGGAUACCUGAAAAUAAAAGGUCUGACGGAAGAAUUUCCGACGCUUACGACAUUUUUCGAUGGAGAAAUAAUCUCGAAAAAGUAUCCCUUUCUCACGAGAAAGUGGGAUGCUGAUGAAGAUGUUGAUAAAAAACAUUGGAGUAAAUUUGAAUCUUUUUGUCAAUACGCAAAGACUUUUAACUCUGACACAUUUGACUACGAAGCACUCAAAGGAACUGAUUUCGUUUUUAUGAGAUGGAAGGAACACUUUUUAGUUCCAGAUCACACAAUUAAGGACAUUAACGGAGCAUCUUUUGCUGGAUUUUAUUAUAUUUGUUUUGAAAAGUCUGCAGCCUCUAUUGAGGGUUAUUAUUAUCAUCGAAGUUCUGAAUGGUAUCAGUCUUUAAAUUUGAGACACGUCCCAGAACACAGUAUACAGAUAUACGAAUUCAGGUGAAACUGAUGCAUGAAACUGCAACGACAACAUCUUUUUAUGUUUUCUGUCUUAUUUUUUUUAAGCAAACAGAUCUCAUUAUAUUAAAAUUAAAAAAACUUUAACGCUAAGAUUCAAUUGACAAAAUUAAUUCCUUUGGUUCAAAACCUUUGUUACGAAUAAAUUAUUGAUGAUAAUUUCAAAAAAGUUAUAAUUUAAAAUAAAUAUUUAUAUUGACAAUGUUUUAUAUCAGAGAACAGAAAAAAAUCGUGAUAUUGAUGAGGAAUUUUGUGCCUCGACGCGUAAUACGCCACUGUAAUUAUAAACUGUAAGAAAUUUUAUUAUUUUAAUAAAUUGAUUAAUGUUUUUUCAUAUAUAUUUUAUUACUUUAUUUUAUUUUAUUUUUUGUACGUCGAUUUAAAUUAUAUUGUCAAGUCAUACCCGAUUUAUUUAUUUGUUUAUCAAUCAUGCGAUCUGUUUGCUUUUUUUUAUGUCUAUUAAUAAUAAAUAUACAGAGUAAUUAUUUUACGAUAGAUAAGAACAGCGCAAGAGUACCUUCAUCAAUAAUUUACGUACCAGUUGAAACAAAGUACUAAUAUACUCUCAUUUACUCUACAUACUAUUAUAUUUUUGAGUAUUUUUUUUUUACGAUAUUUAAAAUUUAUAAAUUAGUCGGCCAAAUUUAAAAAAAUAUUUAUAUAUAUAUAUGUAUGUAUGUACUUGCUCAGAGGAUUAUUUCAUGUUAAAUUUAAAAUUUCAUUUAUGUUAUUUAAUUAAUAAUAAUUAUUGUGUAUUAAAUUUUUAUAUAUAUACAUAAAUUAUUAAUAACUAAAAAAAAAUAUGUUACAUUAUUAAAUUUUGAAUAUGCGCAUAUAUUAAUUUGUUUGCUAUAAUUAAGGGUAUGCUCAGACAGUGUCUCCCACUUUUUAAAAAUAUGCAAUUACUCAUAACUGUAUUAAAAUUUUGAUAAUUAAUUUUUAAAAAAAUUAAAGCAGUAAUUAAAAAAAAGAGAACGCAGUUGCGAUUUUGCUGAGUUAUAGAUUUUUAAAUAAAUUAUUUACAGUUGGGAGUUAAAGGAAAUUUGAAAAAUAAAUUUCAGUACAAUCUUUAAGUCAAUUCUAUAAUUCGAAUUUUCAAAUUUCGUAGGCUACAAUUUAUUUGAAAAAUUUUAUUUAACUCCUAAUUGAUAACUGUAAUUUUGUUUUUAAAUCUGUCUCGAAAAAGUGUAACUGCAUUGUAAUUUUUUAAAUUUACGCUUUAAUUUUUUUGAAAUUAAUUAAUAAAAUUUUCAUACUGUUCUACAGUUCAUUGAAUAUUUUCAAAAAGUGGGGGGAGCUGUCUGAGAAUGUCUUUAAUUAAUUGAUAAAAUUUUAAUACGCUUAUGACAGCUGUCAUUGAAAAUUUUUAAAAAGUGGGGGCACUGUCUAAAAAUGGCUUCAAGACUGGGCAGUACUGACCGAACUUUCUAAUUGCAUAUUGAAUAAUCACUUGAAUGAUAAAAAAAAUCCCGCGAAAAAUUUUGUCUUUCAAAUUUCUUCGACCCAUAACAAAUUACUGUAGUAAAAAUUAGUCAGCAAAUUAAAAGAAAAGUGAAAUUAGAAAACUCAGUUAGUACGGCCGAGUCUUAACAGCAUGCAGAGGAAAAACUACUGCAUAAUACAGCAAUUAUUGUGAUAUUCAGCCCUAAUUAAAAAGGUACUUAAGAACGCGUUAAUUAAAUGAACUUGACGAUAGAAUAAAUAUCAAGUUUUUGGUAGCUCAUUUGCUUUUUAUAGCUUAUAUUUAAAUACUACGUGAUAAUAUGACAUGACAUUAUUUCUAGUCUAAUAAUCAUAAUAUAGAAUACAAAAGCAAUCGGUUAUAAUAUUAAAUAACUUCUUCCUUAUUUGAAUAUUAUCAUUGUCAUCAUCAUCAUUAUUAUUAUUAAUUUUAAUGAUAAUAUUUAAAUAAAAAUAAUUAUC